Molecule: messenger RNA, 1264 nt
Organism: Folsomia candida
Lineage: Eukaryota; Metazoa; Arthropoda; Collembola; Entomobryomorpha; Isotomidae
Exons: 7
Coding region: 63-1067 (334 amino acids)
Source: RefSeq, a predicted model, not a curated record
GAUGCCAAAAUAAUUUAGUUAUCAAAGUUUCAUUCUUAAGUAUUUAACAACAUAUUUAUAACAUGUUUGCGUCAUACUGUUUAAUCGUGUAUUUCUGCAUUUUUGUGGAAAUUUUUGCCCAAACGAAUUACACGACAACGACUCUGGAGAAAUAUAAUGUGGACUCGAAUUCAGUCACGGUAUCGGGAAUUUCCUCGGGUGGAGCGAUGAGUAACCAAUUUCAUUUCAUAUUUUCCGACGUGAUCAAAGGUGCAGGAAUAUUUGAGGGAGGGCCGUAUCUUUGUGCAUAUGUCAGCGUCCUCGGGUGUGCGCCAGAUUUCCAACUUGUCCCGUUGUACAACCUGGAGGCAAGCAUGUUAUCCAAAGCGGGAAAGAUAAGCCCCGUGCAAAACAUUAAAGGCCAAAAAGUGUACAUCUUUCAUGGAACAAACGACAAAACGAUAGGCGUGAAAUCGGGAAGGAAUUUGAAAAAAAUGUACGAUCAUUUCGGGGCAGACGUGCAUGCCGAGUUUAGCCUUAAUGCGGGACAUGGACAGCCCGUAGAUGGUAACGGAUAUGGCGGACCUUGUGAAAGUGUAAAUCCAGAUCAGCAUUACAUCAACGAAUGUGGAUACAACGGGGCAUAUGAAAUGUUUAGCUGGCUCUACGGCGCUGAAAAUAUUACGAGACCUCCGAAGGGUUAUGUGGCCGAUGGAAAUAUAAUUUAUUUCAAUCAAACCGAAUUUUUGCCCACGACCGGAAAAACGUCCAUGAGCAGUACCGGACUCCUCUAUGUGCCCAAGGGGUGUGCCGAUAAGACGAAAAUGUGCCGAUUCCAUGUCGCCUUUCAUGGAUGCAGUAGCAACAUUGAAGCAUUCGGUACGGAUUAUGUUACAAAGACGCAGUACGCAGAAGUAGCAGAGUUAAACGAUAUCGUAAUUUUAUUUCCACAAACGGCAAACACCGAUAUCAGUCCAAAAGGUUGCUGGGAUUUUAUCGGUUAUACGGAUCGUUUGACCUAUCCCACAAAGACAGGACCACAAGCAGCUAGCGCUUACAGAAUGUUGCAACGAGUACUCGGAAAUUAAAGCAUCCAUGGAAAUUAACUAUCAACCAGAUCACGUUCUGUUAAGUUACGUACAUAUGUGUGUUAAUUUAGCAAUUCGUAAUUCGUAUCCGUUUAUUCCAUUAAUUCAUUACAAAGUGUGUAAACACGGAAAAUACCCAUGUCAAAUCAAAAAUCAUAAAAUUAAAAUGCGAGAAAACGUUACGUCCACUAGUCUCA